CCCGCCGGCCCUCAGACGGCCGAUCCUCCAUCCUGGCACUUACCUUCAUCCUGGUAACUCACAAGUCCCCGGACCAAAAACAGGAAGAUGAGCUCAGCUGCGGAGGAGGAGGAGGAGGCUGCAACUUUAGAGAAUGUAAAGUCUGUCACGCUCACUACAGACAGCGAUGGAAGCAUCAUACUGCACUGUCCUCCAAACGAUGAAGACUCAGAGCCUCUUCAGAAGAAACUUUGCCUCUCUACAGAAGAAAACGAAGACUCGGACACGCCUCAGUUCUCUGUGGUCACAUUACCGAUGUCGGAGAAUGAUGAAGGCUUCGAGGUGACGAUGACGGCCACGGCAGAUGGCGAUCUCUCUGAGGAGGGCGUUGCUCAGAUUCAGAUUCUGCAGGAGGAUGAGGACUCUCUGUCGCCCAAUCAGAAGGCAGAGGUAUCACCCGUCAGUCAGGCCUGGUUCACAACCAAAGAGGACAAAGACACGCUGGCUAAUAAAGGUCAUAAAUGGAAGCAGGGCAUGUGGUCCAAAGAGGAGAUCGACAUUCUGAUGAGUAAUAUUGAACGAUACGUAAAGAGCCGAGGCAUCGAUGACCCUGCAGAGAUCAUUUUUGAGAUGUCCAAAGAGGAGAGGAAGGAUUUUUACCGCUCAGUAGCUUUAGGCUUAAACAGGCCGCUGUUUGCCGUCUACAGACGAGUUCUACGGAUGUACGACAACCGGAACCACGUCGGCAAGUACACUCCUGAUGAGAUAGAGAAGCUAAAAGCGUUGAGGGAGAAACAUGGAAACGACUGGGCGACAAUCGGAGCCGCUCUGGGACGCAGCGCCUCCUCUGUCAAAGACCGCUGCAGACUGAUGAAGGACACGUGUAACACGGGUAAAUGGAGCGAGGAGGAGGAGAGGCGUCUGGCUGAGGUUGUGUAUGAAAUGGCGGGUGUAACACCCGGGUCGGCCGUCACAGGAGGCGUUUCCUGGGCAACAGUGGCCGAUCAGGUCCGCACGCGCUCAGAGAAACAGUGUCGGUCGAAGUGGUUGAACUAUCUAAACUGGAAACACAGCGGAGGGACGGAGUGGACGAAGGAGGACGACCUCAACCUCAUACGAAGGAUCGCAGAGCUGGAGUUGGAGGACGAGAAUGAAAUUAAGUGGGAGGACCUGGCAGGCGGGUGGAGCAGCGUCCGGUCGCCGCAGUGGCUCCGAUCGAAGUGGUGGAGCAUCAAGAGACAAGUAGCCAAUCACAAAGAGCUCCCAUUCAGCGUCCUCCUAAAGGGUCUGCAGGAGCUCAUGGCGUCCUCACAGACUUCAUCUGGUCCAGGAAGUCCGUCCUCCUCGCUCCAGAUCCGUCUAACCCGCUUAGAGGAGAGCGGAGGCAGCAGUCCCGCCCCCAGCUCUGUGGCAGCGCUGCAGAUCCCCGUACAGAUCCCGCUGCAGAUCACACACCUGGCGUCAGACUCGUCAGCAGCAGCCAGCGACAGUGAAACCAUCACUCUGAACACGGGAGCUCUGCAGACCUUUGAGAUCCUGCCUUCGUUCCAUCUUCAGCCCACCGGCACGCCGGGCACCUACUACCUCCAGACGACGUCCAAUCAGGGCCUUCCGCUCAGCCUCUCCACCAGUCAGGGCCUUCCUCUCAGCUUAGCUAAUAACAACACUGUUACUCUGACGACAGGCUCCUCCCCUUCAUCACACGAGCACAUCAUCCUCCACAGCCUAUCGACGGACGGCCUCUGCUCUGGAGACGGUGUCAUAAUCCAGACGGUAACUUCUGACCCCGCCUCCUCAGACCCUCUCAGCCAAUCACAGUUGGUUGUGGAGACAGAGGGCCAGAGCCAGGAAGACCAGCUGGAAGCUACAAGCCUCCUGGAGGGUUCAGAGAGCGCCGUUACAGAAACACAGCAGCCAAUAACAGACAGCUUUAACGACAAGGAGCUGAAUCCUCCUUCAGUUGAAGCUGCAGUGGUGCAUUCUGGGAUAACGUCUGGUAGCGCCGUGCUGAUUGUGUCACCUCCAAACAUCAGCAGCACACUGACAGAUCCCAUCUUGGAGAACCAGGACGGCUCCGACUGAGGACAGGACUCAGCUCUCUGACAUUUCUGCUGCAGCGGUCUCCUGAUACGAAAUGGGAUUUUAAAAACAGACUAACGAGGUUAAAUGAAGUUUGAAGCCCUGGAUGAAAUGUGAACGCAGACGAGCUGCGGUGCCAAAGAGACUCAAACAGCCGUGAUGUGAAGUGACCCUUUAAAUAAUAAUGACAUGUUUAUAUGAGAUCAUGAAGACGACGCUUUGCUGACUGAAUGAGUGAAUUCCUUUGGAUCAUGUCUUAAUUAAUUAAAUAAAAUAUUCUUGUUUUUCA
This is a messenger RNA of Cheilinus undulatus (humphead wrasse), 2347 nucleotides long. It is a transcript of the gene dmtf1, whose product is annotated as cyclin D binding myb-like transcription factor 1. The transcript has 17 exons. The record is from RefSeq and is a predicted model, not a curated record. NCBI's taxonomy places the organism in Eukaryota, Metazoa, Chordata, Actinopteri, Labriformes, Labridae. Gene Ontology annotation, cellular component: nucleus. Gene Ontology annotation, biological process: regulation of transcription by RNA polymerase II. Gene Ontology annotation, molecular function: RNA polymerase II cis-regulatory region sequence-specific DNA binding; DNA-binding transcription factor activity, RNA polymerase II-specific. Bases 88 to 2061 code for a protein of 657 amino acids.